AUGGCCAACCGUAGAAUCCCAGAGGCACCACCAAGCUACGACGAUUCCCAAGCAGCAUCAUCGGGGAUAUCAAGCUCGCGCGGAAUACCCCAGAAUCAGCCGCAACAGGACCUGGCCCAGCCGCCGCCUCAGCGUCGAGAUCAAUACCCGCCGGGCGACCCCCCGCCAUAUCACAACUGGCAGGAAGCCGUCCCCGACACAUCAGUCUUCCCACCACCGCCCAUCUCUGGGCACUUCAGCUCCGGCACAGGCAACGCCUCCAGCGACGACGCCCAGCGCGCCCAUGACUUCUGCGACUCCACGCCGCUCUGGGUACCCGUGAUGCCGUCAUCCACCGUCUACACCGCCGUGGCAACCCACGACCUACGGCCCGUCCAGCAGCGCGAAUUCGCCGGCGAGCUUGGUUCCACGGCGACUGGCCGCUGGCUCGGCCGCACCGUCGACCGCAACGGCGAUUGCUGCGUGCUCACGCAUCUCCCGCUAUAUUUUGCCGCGCGGGACUCGCCUUUCGUCACGGAGAAGCGCAAAACGAUCUACUUUGAGGUGACGCUGCGCGGGCUACGCGCCGGGCCGGGCGGCGAUGCCAGCGGGCUGGCGCUGGGCUUUGCCGCACAGCCCUAUCCGGCGUGGCGCUCGCCCGGGUGGGAGCGAGGGAGUCUGGGGGUGUUUUCGGACGAUGGGUGUCGGUUUGUGAAUGACUCGUGGGGCGGGCGCGACUUCACCGCGCCGUUUGGGGUUGGCGAGACCGUGGGGAUUGGGAUGACGAUGGCGCCGUCGGAGGAUCCGUUGGCGCUGGCGGAUGCCAUGUUUGGCGCCAAGCAGACGUGCAAGGUGGAUGUGUUUUUCACCCGGGAUGGGGCCCUGGCGGGUGGUUGGGACUUGCAUGAGGAGAUGGAUGAGGAGUCUGGUGGGGUGGGCGGGCUGGAGGGGGAUUUUGAUUUGUAUGGGGCUAUUGGGCUGUUUGGGGGCGUGGACUUUGAGGUUUGCUUCGAUCCGGCGGGUUGGCGAUGGCGGCCUGCUGAGUAG
Messenger RNA from Penicillium canariense, 1026 nucleotides. RefSeq names its product SSH4 family protein. NCBI's taxonomy places the organism in Eukaryota, Fungi, Ascomycota, Eurotiomycetes, Eurotiales, Aspergillaceae. The transcript has a single exon. The record is from RefSeq and is a predicted model, not a curated record. The coding region runs from base 1 to 1026 and encodes 341 amino acids.